Molecule: messenger RNA, 1423 nt
Organism: Drosophila takahashii
Lineage: Eukaryota; Metazoa; Arthropoda; Insecta; Diptera; Drosophilidae
Gene: djl
Product: don juan like
Source: RefSeq, a predicted model, not a curated record
UUUAACGAAUGGCUAGACUAUUAUGCUAAUAAUAUAACUAACUAUAGCUGAUAUAAUAUAACUAACUAACCCUUGCGGUAUUAAUUGGAAGUCUGAUGUUUUGGAGAUUUGGGACUAUAUUUCAGUAUCCAAUGCAUCUCAAUAAGAUGCGUUGCUUUAUUAGCUUCGUUCGACCAUUGAAGUUUGUUUCUUUUUUUCAUUUUUUACAGAUUACCUUUGGUGUUAACGUCACUCAAAUUCCUAGUUGUUAGGUCUUUGAUAUUUUAUUUAGUUUAGUCCCUUUUUUUAUAGACUAAACAAGAAAUUUUACACUUUUUUUUUCGAAAUUUAUUGUGAUUUUUGGUCAUUAACGUUAAAAUUUUACCUUGCUAUGUUUAAGAGGUCCGCGUUGAUUCUAAGCCGGUGCACACUGCCUUCCUUUAGUCGAAACCACCACCUAAAGGUUCUUGCAAACCUAAACAAUGAAGAAAUCUGUAAGCCCGAUGACCUUUCUUGUCAGAGGCCUAAGAGAUGCGGCGAUGGCUUAAUGGGAGUGAUUCAAGUCCAGAAACACGAAUGCUCUGAACUCGCCAACCCGAUGCAGCGACAGUUCCUUGAUGAUCUGGAGCAGCAACAUGGCCAAAGGAUAGGACCGAACCGGUGGUUAGUAGAAGAAAAGCCUGAAGAUCUCGAUAUAAUGAAGAGAACGAGUCAGAAGCUAGUCAGGGAAAUUACCAUGAAAGGUCACGAUAGCGAUGUAAAAAAAGUCUGCAAGGAACUGGCACAAAAAGAAAAGUCCGAAAAAGAAAAAUUAAAGCAAAAGUGCAGGGAACUGGCAGCUAGGGAAAAGUGUGAAAAGGAUAGACUUAAAAAGAAAUGCAAGGGAAUGAAGAAACAAGAAAAGAGCAAGAAAAAAGAUCCUUGCGAAGAAGAAGACCCUUGUGCGAAGAAAGAACCAUGCCCAAAAAAAGAUCCUUGCGCUAAGAAACCCAAAAAAGUUGACCCUUGCAAGAAAGAAGAUCCUUGCAAAAAAGAGGAUCCGUGUAAGGUAAAGAAGGUUGAUUGGAACAAAAAGUGCAAGGAAAUAGCAAAAAAGGAAAAGUGCAAAAAAUUGGCAGCGAAGGAAAAGAUGAAAAAAAUGGUAAAAAAGUGCAAAAAACUUGCCCAAAAGGAGAAAUGCAGAAAACGGGCCGAGAAAGAGAAAUGCAGGAAAAAGGCUCAAAAGGACAAAUGCAAGAAAAAGUGAACCCGUAGCAGUCAAUACGGAAACAAAAUUAAAUGACUUCUAAUAUAACUACUACCGGAUAAAAUAUGGAGUACUAUUUUUUCAAACAUGGGCUUAGCCGAUCUGGUUUUUCAACUCGUAUAUUGAGAAUGAAAAGCUUUAAUAAUAUUUUAAAUUAUAAUGAAAAAAUAUUUUUUUUUUACUUUUAGUUUAUCCUUU